GACGUCAAACUGCCUUAUGAAUAUUGAUGCGGAGGGAGGCCAGGCUGCUUUCGUAGAGGAGCAGGAGGAAGCAAGAUGGCUGCCCUUUAGGAUUUGUUAGAAAGGAGACGGACCGCCGCCGGACGCCGCGAGGCGAGCGCCCACCGAGGCUGGCAAACCCUCAGCAGCAGAACCAAGAUUAUCUAUGUCCCUUGUUCCUGUUGGUUCCUGUGCUUGGAAGCAGGAGAUGGGUUUAUCUGUAGCCAACAGGACAUGAUCCAGGAGGAGCCUUGAGGGACAGAGCUGCUGGGUUCAUUCAAAGGGCAGCCUCGUGGAUGGCCCCGAAGUAAGCCUGAUGGAACAGGACAGAACCAGCCAUGCUGAGGGCAACAGACUGAGUCCAUUCCUGGUACCAUCACCUUCCAUCUGCCAGAUAGACCCUCUGGCCAUCAAGCUCCAAAAUGGAAGCCCGUUAGCUGAAAGACCCCACCCAGAAGUAAAUGGAGACACCAAGUGGCAAUAUUUCAAGAGCUAUUAUGGAGUGCCCCACAUGCAGGGUACCCGUGUGAGUCCAGACUUCAUACAAGAAGGCAGAGCGUAUCCCAGGUGCUUGCAGAAUGGUGGGAUAAAGCGCACAGUUAGUGAACCAUCUCUGUCUGGACUCCAACAGAACAAGAAAUUGAAACAAGACCAAAAGGCUAACGGAGAAAGAACAAACUUCGGGGAAAGCCAAGGAAGAAGUCCAGGUGAAAGCAGCAGUCAACCAAAUGUCUCCGAUUUGCAUGAAAAGAGAGAAUCUGUGAGCUCUGUAGCCCAAGAAGGUGCAGCUACAGAUUUCAUCCAUGUGCCAACACAUAGCUGCAAUGGGUCUGAGAAGCCAGAGCUCCAGAUUGUCAACAAGCAAGAAGGGAAACAUGACGAGAACAUUGUAUUACUUCUUAAAAACAAGGCAGCCCUAAUGCCUAAUGGUGCUACAGUUUCUGCCUCCUCCAUGGCAAACACUGACGGUGAACUCCUGGAAAAAUCACUGUCUCAAUAUUAUCCAGAUUGUGUUUCCAUUGCAGUGCAGAAAACCACAUCUCACAGAAAUGCCAUUAACAGUCAGGCUACUAAUGAGAUCACUCAUCCAUCGCAUACCUCAGGGCAGAUCAAUUCCUCACAGACCUCGAGCUCCGAGCUGCCUCCAGUGCCAGCUGCGGCUGUGACUGAGGCCUGUGAUGUGGAGAAUGCCAGCAAGCCAGUUGCAGUGCUAGGGACCUGUCCCUUCCAGAAACCAGAACACCAUCAACAGAAGUCAGUUUUUGAGAUAAGCCCAUCUCCUGCAGAAAACAAUAACAUCCAAGGAAACACAAAGCUAUUAUCUGGUAAGGAAUUCUGUUCAGGUUCCAGCAGCAAUUUGCAAGCUCCUAGUGGCAGCUCUGCACAGUAUUUAAAGCAAAAUGAAAUGAAUGGUGCUUACUUCAAGCAAAGCUUGGUGUUCACUAAAGAUUCCUUUUCUGCCACUACCACACCGCCACCAUCACAAUUGCUUCUUUCUCCCCCUCCUCCUCCUCCUCUUCAGCUCCCUUCAGAAGGAAAAGGCGCUAUGAAUGUUGGGGUUUUAGAACGCCAUCACUACCCCAACCAUAGUAAUAUAACCCUUUUAAGGGAAGUGAAAAUAGAAGGUCAGGCUGAUGCAUCAACAUCCCAGAGUUCUAAUCUAUCCACACACACAUCCAACCCCCCACUGGUGUUUCCAGAAGGGCUGCAGAAUAAUUGUUUGAAUAAAAAUUGUAUGGGGGCAUCAGGGACAAUGGCUGUUCCCGUUUGUUCUGAGAAAACAAGAACAAUAUCACAACAUCUCAGGCAAACCCCACAAGAUCAUGGUAGUGGUGGAGAUUUACAGGAUCACCCCCAGCAUUUGAUGAGACAAAAAGAGCAAGCGAUUUUGAAGGGACAAGACAGGGAGCAGACACGAGAUCUCAUGCUUCCAGCACAGCCCUGUCUGAAGCCAGGAUGGAUUGAGUUGAAGGCCUCUCAUUUUCGUCACGCAUCAUCUCAUCCCAAAUGCAGUGAGGCAUCCCUGCACUCAGUCCUACAGUAUCAGUCCAACCCUUCUAAUCCAAUGACCUCCACCCAAUUCACUGGAAAUUCCAAUAUGGCUGGAGGGUUCCCAAGGCAAGCUUACCUCCAGAAAAUGGUGCAUCAUGAGCAGAAGUCACAGAUAUACCAAGUUGAGAUUAAUCAAGGGCAGUCUCAAGGUAUGGUGGACCAACAUCUCCAAUUCCAAAAGCCCUCACACCAGGCGCUCGUCUCUAAGACAGACCUUCCCCCUGAUGCUCACAUGCAGGCCCAAUGUGCCCCUAGAUAUCAUGUUCAGCAAAGAGCAGAUCCACAGACUGAGAAACUCAUGACCCCAUUGUUAAAACAGCAUUUGAAUCAACAGGCUUUGGAGACUGAGCCAUUUUCAAACUCACACCAUUUGCAACACAAGCCUCAUAAGCAGGCAGCCCAGACACUGCCAUCCCAGAAUGCACACUUCCCUCAAAACCAACAGCAGCAGCAGCAAACAUUACAGAUGAAGAAUAAAGAACAAAUGCCUCAGCCUGUUCCUCACCCCCAAGGUAACAAUGAUCAACAAAGAGCAGGGUCAUUCUUCAGCCAGAUUAAAGAGGAAAAACACUUUAGCGGUGAAAAUCAGUAUUCAAAAUCCAGUGAGUUGCAAACUCACAGUACCCAGUUGGAAUUGGAGCAAGUCCAGAAGACCAAGAGUCACAAUUCUCCUUAUGCUCAGAUCUUGAAGUCAAGUGCAAGCCAGGUUUCCUGUUCAAACAGUACCCACCUGGCCUCAGAGACUAAAGAACAAACUAUCCACUCUGAACUCUUUGCAGGAAGCAAGACCCAAAACUUGCAUCACAUGCAAUAUAAUUCAAAUAAUGUGACCCCCAAGCAAGAGGUUCUCCACAGGUGCUUUCCAGAACAAGAGGAGAAGCCUCAUCAGGCUUCAGUUCUCCAGGUCUAUAAAAACAGGAACCAAGACAUGUCUAGACAGGCUACACAGCCAGCUCCACAAAGGUACUUGAUGCAGAACCAAGCUAAGGCAUUCCCUGUGCCUGACCAGGGAGGAAGUCACACACAGACCCCUCCUCAAAAGGAUAUUCAAAAGCAUGCUGCCCUAAGGUGGCAUCUUUUGCAAAAGCAAGAACAGCAGCAAACUCAGGUGGAGUCUUGUCACAGUAAGAUGCACAGGCCAAUUAAGAUUGAGCCUGGAUCCAAACCCCAUGAUUGCAUGCGCCCUACGUCAGCACCACUAGAAAACAGAACAUGGAAGAUCGCAAAGCAAGAGGUUCCCACCCCGAGCUGUGACAGUGUGCAGCCCAAGAGCAUCAUCGAAACCAUGGAGCAACAUCUGAAGCAGUUUCAGGUCAAGUCCCUGUUUGACCACAAGACCCUGAAUCUCAAGUCACAGAAACAAGUGAAAGUUGAAAUGUCAGGGUCAGUCACAGUUCUAUCUCGACAUAUCAAUGCUGCAGAACUUAACAGCCACACCCCAGCUUUAGAGCAGCAAGCAGCGCCUUCCGAAAAGACACCAACCAAAAGAACAGCUGGUUCUGUUCUCAAUAAUUUUUUAGAGUCACCUUCCAAAUUACUUGACACUCCUAUAAAAAAUUUAUUGGAUACACCUGUCAAGACUCAGUAUGAUUUCCCAUCAUGCAGAUGUGUAGAGCAAAUUAUUGAAAAAGAUGAAGGUCCUUUUUAUACCCAUCUAGGAGCAGGUCCUAAUGUUGCAGCUAUUAGAGAAAUCAUGGAAGAAAGGUUUGGACAGAAGGGUAAAGCUAUUAGGAUUGAAAAAGUCAUCUAUACUGGUAAAGAAGGCAAAAGUUCUCAGGGAUGUCCUAUUGCUAAAUGGGUGAUUCGCAGACAGAGCGCUGAGGAGAAGCUACUGUGUCUGGUGCGAGAGCGAGCUGGCCACUCCUGCGAGGCUGCUGUCAUUGUGAUCCUCAUCCUCGUGUGGGAAGGAAUACCCCUGACUCUGGCUGACAAACUCUACUCUGAGCUCACCGAGACGCUGAGGAAGUAUGGCACGCUCACCAACCGGCGCUGUGCCCUCAACGAAGAAAGAACCUGUGCCUGCCAGGGUCUAGAUCCAGAGACCUGUGGUGCCUCCUUUUCGUUUGGCUGUUCCUGGAGCAUGUACUACAAUGGAUGUAAGUUCGCCAGAAGCAAGAUCCCAAGGAAAUUUAAGCUGCUUGGUGAUGACCCAAAAGAGGAAGAGAAACUAGAGUCUCAUUUACAAAGCCUGUCCACUCUUAUUGCACCCACAUACAAGAAACUUGCACCUGAUGCAUACAAUAAUCAGGUUGAGUAUGAGCACAGAGCUCCGGAGUGCCGUCUGGGUCUGAAAGAAGGCCGUCCGUUCUCAGGGGUCACCGCGUGCCUGGACUUCUGUGCUCACGCGCAUAGAGACCUGCACAACAUGCACAAUGGCAGCACUUUGGUGUGCACCCUUACUAAAGAAGACAAUCGAGGUCUUGGAGGGACGCCGGAGGAUGAGCAGCUCCACGUGUUGCCUUUGUACAAGAUUUCGGAUGUGGAUGAGUUUGGGAGUGCAGAAGCUCAGGAGGAGAAAAAGCGAGCGGGCGCCAUUCAGGUACUGAGCUCGUUCCGGCGGAAAGUCAGGAUGUUGGCAGAGCCCGUCAAGACUUGCCGGCAAAGGAAGCUAGAAGCCAAGAGAGCCGCAGCAGAAAAGCUUUCUGCUCUGGAGAACAGCUCAAGUAAGACUGAAAAAGAAAAAUCCGCCUCAACGCGUACCAAACAGGCUGAAAAUGCAAGCCAGGUGAAGCAGCUGGCAGAACUUCUGCGGCUUUCAGGACCAGUCAUGCAACAGCCCCAGCAGCUCCAGAGACAUGCCCAGCAAACACAGCAGCCUGCUCAACACACCUUGACCAGUCACCCUCAGUCCAACUCUGUUGGUUCUUACUCGUCUGGAUCUACCAAUUUAUACAUGAGAAGGCCCAACCCCAUCAGUCCUUAUCCAAACUCGUCCCAUCCUGCAGAUAUUUAUGGAGGCUCCAACCACGUGAGUCUCUAUUCCACCUCCUCUCAAGCUGCAGGCUCAUAUUUGAGUUCUAACCCCUUGAAUGCCUACCCUGGGCUUCUAAAUCAGAAUAACCAAUAUUCACCCUAUCAGUGCAAUGGAAAUGUGUCUGUGGACGGCUACUCCCCGUACCUGGGGUCUUACUCUCCCCAGUCUCAGGCCGUGGAUCUCUAUAGAUAUCCAAGCCAGGACCCUCUCUCCAAGCUCAAUCUACCACCUAUCCACACGCUUUACCAGCAGAGGUUUGGAAACAGUCAGAGCUUUACCUCAAAGUACUUAGGUUAUGGAAGCCAAAAUAUUCAGGGAGAGGCCUUCAGCAACUGUACGGGAAGACCAAACGUGCCCCACAUAGGGACGUUUCCUCCUUACCCCACCCAUGAGAUGGACGGCCACUUCAUGGGCGCUGCCUCCAGGUUACCAGCCAAUUUGAGCAACCCAGCAAAUCCCGAGUGCAAAAACGGUGACCAUCAUCCACCCUCUCGUGUGAUCUCCAAUUACGGUGCAGCUUCGGGCGUGAUGAGCAGCUCUCUUCACGCUCUGAGUCUCCAAAACAAGGAGAAUGGCAUGCUUUCCCACACAGCCAAUGGGCUGCCGAAGGUGCUUCCUGGGCUCAGCCGCGAUAGCGCUGCCUCGGCCCAGGGCCUGUUGAGUGACGCCAACGGUCAGGAAAAGGCGCCUGCAGCCUCAGUCCAGGGGUCGGCGUCUACUGCAGAGGACCAUGAUGUCUGGUCAGACGGGGAGCAGAACUUUCUGGAUCCUGACAUUGGGGGAGUGGCCGUGGCUCCAACUCAUGGGUCGCUUCUCAUUGAGUGUGCAAAGCGCGAGCUUCACGCUACAACCCCCUUAAAGAAUCCGAAUCGGAUAAACCCCACCAGGGUCUCGCUUGUCUUUUACCAGCAUAAGAACAUGAAUGAGCCCAAACAUGGCUUGGCGCUCUGGGAAGCCAAAGUGGCUGAAAAGGCCCGCGAGAAAGGGGAAGAGUGCGAGAAGCACGGCCCAGACCACGUGCCCCCGAAAACGCACGGCAAAAAGGUGAAGCGCGAGCCCGCCGAGCCGCACGAAGCCGCCGAGCCCCCCUACCUGCGCUUCAUCAAGUCCCUGGCUGAGAAGACCGCUUCUGCGACCACAGACUCCACAGUGACCACGUCUCCAUAUGCCUUCACUCGGGUCACAGGGCCCUACAGUAGAUACAUAUGAUGGUGGCCCUUUGGUCAGUAACCUCAGUAGAACAGAUGACCACCAUUCUAUCAGUAGGCUAGCUCUCUGGGAAGUGGAGACAUGUCAUGGUAUUCAUGACAAAAGUGGUGGGGAAAACCUCAGCUCACCAGCAAAAAAAAAAAAAAAAAAGGUAAUAUCUUACCAUAGCACUUAAAGUCCCACUGACUCCCCAGUGGUCACAGAUAAUACCCAGGAAAAAGACCAAAGCAUUCUAUGCAAAAGAAGGUGGGGAAGAAAAUGUUCCACAAUUUACAUUUUCAAACACUGGUUCUAUUAUUCGAUUAGAUAUGUAAAUGUGAUUUUUCCCUCUUACAACUCCACACAUCUGUGACCACUUUUAAUAAUACAGAGUUUGCGUAGUCAUGGAACACAGUACUGUAGUAGUACAGUUGCAGGAAUAUUAAAAUACCAUCUGGUGCUGAAUAUAUAAUGUACUGAAAUACUGGAAUUAUGGCUUUUUAACAUGCAGUUUUUACUGUAAUCUUAAUAUUAACUUAUUUAUCAAAAUAGCUACAGAAAGCAUAAAUGAAUAGCAACAAAACACUGAAUAUGUUUGGGUGUUCUACGAAAUGGUGCUACGAAAAUGGUGUCUUUAAUAGCUGAAAAAUUAAUGCCUUUUUAUCAUCAAGAUGCUGUCAGUGUACUCCAGUGCCCUUGAAGAACAGGGGGACCUUUCAUUCAAGUUUUACCAUAAUUACUUGUCCUUACACAAGCCUUGUUUCUAAAAUGUGGACAUUGUAAAGGCUUCUGGAUCUUGCUCAUCCAGCAGUGUCCUUAUGGGACAAUAAACGUAUAUAUGUACAUAUAUACACACAUUUGUAUAUGUGCAAAUACAUGUAUAUGUAUAAAUAUUUUCAAUGAUGUUUUAGAAGCACUUUGCCUACCGAAGCUAUGACAACUUGAACAAUGUUAAGGUACUGAGAUGUUUAAAAAGAAAACGUUUACUUUCAUCUUAGGAUGAAAAGUUAAAUUUUUUAAGGAUACAAGGAAAGCUUUUAAGGCGUUUUUGCUUUUCAUCCUACAUCUGUUCAUUAGCAGUAUGCUCACUGUUAACAGCCAGUUCCACCCACACUGAGGCUGACUGGAUUCCAGGGAAUGUUAAUCCACAGAACACAUUUCCCGGUGCUUGUGCAAACCGGUGCUCAUCUCACAGGCUACACUGUAAAUCCGUGUUACACACAAUUGUAUGGCGAGUUCAUUGCUUCAGUACGUACAGUUUGAGAACUUUCUGUUAACCACAGGUAAAAGUUGGCUGCAUGCACCACUCAGCAAAGCUGGUUUGGCUCACUUGAUGGUCAGUGUGCUCUUCAGAGAACUGAGUGGCAGUCUGCCUUUGUGUUGAUGAUUAUGUGCAUUGUAUGUUGUCAUUUCUUAGCUUAAGUGUCCUCCUCACCAAGAAGAUUGAGUGGACUGAUACCUGCAUAAGAUGACUGAACAGGGUUUGGUCCACGUGAAUCUGUUGCUUAUAAAGGAAAAAAUGAACAGGCAGCUGGUUUGCUGUGGUGGUUUUAAAUCAUUCAUUUGUAUAAAGAAGUGAACGUUGUAUAGUAAAUUAAAUUGUAAACAAAACUUUUUUAACGCAAUGCUUUAGUAUUUUAGUACUGUAAAAUUUUAAAUAUAUACAUAUAUAUAUGUGUGUGUGUAUGUGUGUGUAUAUAUAUGUGUGUGUGUGUGUGUGUGUGUAUAUACACACACACACACAUAUAUAUGGGAUUGAAGCAAAAUUCACAUCAUGAUGGUGCUACUCAGCCUGCUUCACAUAUAUCCUAAUGUGAGCUAAGAAUAUUCAUCACAGGUUUGAGUGAUGUUCCUACUUGUCAUAUACCUCAACACUAGUUUGGCAAUAGGAUCUGGAACUGAGAGUGAAAGCUUAUUGCAUUGUGUACCACCAUUUUUUCAACCUUUUUAUUAUUAAAAAAAAGCAUACCUUUUCUUCAAUACUUGAUUUCUUAGCAAGUAUAACUUGAACUUCAACCUUUUUGUUCUAAAAAUUCAGGGAUAUUUCAGCUCAUGUUCUCCUUAUGCCAACAUGUCACCUGUGUUUCUGUAAAAUUGUUGUAGGUUAAUAAAUAGAUUCUUUUUUCAGGGAUUUAACCCUUUUGUUGUUGAAUCCCUCCUAUUUUACUUGUACAUGUGCUGAUGUAAGUAACUAAAACUAAUUUUGUAAAUUUGCUGGCUCUUAAUUAUAAAGAAAAGCAUUUUUAAGGAAGAAAAAAUAACAGGAAAAUAGAAUGCACUGAGCUAAUAAAGGGAGACUGUGGAAGGCAGAAGUAUGGCAAGCAGCUGUUGGCCAGAAGCCUUUGGACUCAAUAGUUUUUUAAUCGAGUUCUCUAACCGGACCUAGCAUCCAGACGUGCACAGGGCAGUAGGCCUGUAAAUGCAAUGUGGCUUACUAGCUUUUCAAAUAAAUUCUUAAUCAGUGGAGGCCUCUGGGGUUUUGGGGGGAGGGGGUCAAAUCUUCAUGAUAUUUUGUCCAAGAGUUUUCUCUAGUUCUUGAUUAUUCCCAAGUUCUAAGCAUUUAAAAAUGUUUAUUUUGCAUAUAAACCACAUGAAUUUCAUGUCUUACCUAUCAUAAUGCCAAAUCCAAAACAUUUGGUUACUGCUCGUGCAUUUUGUGAUUCUGACGUAGCCAUCUCUGUCAUUUGUCAAAUUGCUGGCCAACAGGAGCAGGAAGCAUGGUUUGGGUCGGGGGGUGGGUAGAGGUCAGGUAGGAAGAGGGGAAAUCGAAUGGCAUAUUGUAAAUACCAGAUCUAUAAUUGUAAAUAACAAGCCUGCCUCGGGUAGAAUGAACGGAAAGCAGAUCUACAGUUUGCUUAUAUAGGAACAUCAGGUUGACUACAUAGCCAUACUUGAAAAUGCUUUUGAGUGGUGUCAACUUUACUUGAAUGAAUUUUUCAUCUUGAUUGACGCACAGUGAUGUACAGUUCACUUUUAAAGGUAGUAGCUAAAUUGUGUAGGAAACUUUUUGCAGUUUGACACUAAGAUAAUGAACUUCUGUGUGCAUUUUUCUAUGCUUUAUUUUUUUAACUUAGUUUCAUUUCAUUUUCAUGAGAUGUUGGGUUUGUUUAUAAAAUCUGAGGAUGGUUAUAAAUACUGUAAGUAUUGUAAUGUUAUGAAUGCAGGUUAUUUGAAAGCUGUUUAUUAUAUCAUUCCUGAUAACGCUAUGUGAGUGUUUUUAAUAAAAUUUAUAUUUAUUUAAUGCA
This is a messenger RNA of Jaculus jaculus (lesser Egyptian jerboa), 9477 nucleotides long. It is a transcript of the gene Tet2, whose product is annotated as tet methylcytosine dioxygenase 2. Lineage: Eukaryota; Metazoa; Chordata; Mammalia; Rodentia; Dipodidae. Gene Ontology annotation, cellular component: nucleus. The transcript has 11 exons. The coding region runs from base 335 to 6253 and encodes 1972 amino acids. Gene Ontology annotation, biological process: oxidative demethylation; positive regulation of transcription by RNA polymerase II; myeloid cell differentiation. Gene Ontology annotation, molecular function: DNA 5-methylcytosine dioxygenase activity. The record is from RefSeq and is a predicted model, not a curated record.